UUAUAAUGUAAUCAAUAUCCAAAUGAUAAGUUAUGAGAAAGAAAAGAUGAAGUUAUUCGCGCUAGCAAGGGCAAGAUGAGGGCGAAAUGCGAAUCGAUCGUUACCCAAGAGCGUCCUGCGCGCUAAUCGCUAUCCCGGCGCUAGUAUUCGCCCAUACUUUGUUCCUAUCGGAUUGACAAGCUAAUACUGUGCUUUUUUGUUUUGUUUGAAUUAUAGAAAAAAAUUUUUUAUUUAAUUAACAAAAAUGAGGGACGAAGUGAAAAUGGAUGCAAAUCGGUUAAUUGCCGAAGUUUACAAGCGGCCAGCGCUUUGGAAUCAAAGGCAUAUCUCUUAUCAUAAUCGCGAAGUGACGAACCGCGUUUGGAUGGAGAUUGCAUCGAUAUUCAAGUUACCCAAACCAGUAUUAAAAGCAAAAUGGAAAGGUUUGCGAGAUACUUUUCGAGCGGAAUUAAAAAAGGAUCAAGUUUAUCGCAAAAGUAAAUUUCAUCGAAAUAGGCCAGUAUGGAUACAUUUUAAAAGUUUGCAAUUUUUAAAAGAACAAAUGUUACCUCGUCCUCCUAUUUGGGAACGAAGUAAUUCUUGUCAAGAUGAUGAUCGGCUACCUAGUGAAAGCGAGAGCGAUGGAGCUUUGAUACAGAAUGGUUCGUCGGUAACAAACAGAAAUGUAGAAGAUCGAAAUACGAUUGCGAAUCAUCUACUGUCGAUAAAUAGCGACAACGGAUUAAAAAUCGACGCUGUCAAUCAUAUAGAUGUAAAACAAGAACCUGAGGAGAAUUUUGACAAUCUUGAAUUUCAAAGUGUUUCCGACAAUCUCACUGAAAACGAAAUGAUGUUACAAAAUAUUUCUCCUGAACAGGUGCUCAUGGGUGACAAUGACACUAAUAUUGGUAUUCCAGUAGAUCCUUUAGAAGGCAAUCGUUUUGAUGAUAAUUAUUAUUUUCUUAUGAGUCUUUUACCACAUAUAAGAACAUUGCCUGCUGACAAAAGAAUGUUACUCAGAAUGCAAAUGCAAGAACUAGUUUAUAAGGAAGUUUAUAAGAAAAAUUCGGAUGGUAUUACAGCAUCAUAAAAGAAUAUUAAAAAUAAGUAUUUUUAAAAAGAUAUCUAUAUGUGUUUUGUUAGAAUCAAUUAAAUCAUCAAAAUAUUAUUAACUAUUCGCGAUAACAUUAAUAUGAAACAAUUGUUUUAUUUAUAAAAAUUAAUCAACAAAUUAAUCAACAAAUAGGUUGAAUAACAUAAUAAAGAUCUAUAGUCUUAUUUAAGUUAAAUUUUCAACAAAUUUAUACUCCGUAGGUUGAGAAACACUGGUGCUUUCUCGUACCUGCGGGUACGACCGUGAUGUUUAGUGUGGUGUAUAUAGGUGUAGUAACGUAUUCGUGUAUUCACGACAUUCCUGUUUCGUUGCGCAUGCGUACCUGCCAUAGCUCCUCUCGACUAAUCGUUUCGUUCAUUUUCGUGUUACGAUUCGGUUGUGCUUUCGUUAGUUUGUUCGCGAUUGUCAGAGAUCAUUGUGCCCAUGCAUUUAUAAUCUUAAAUUUGAAAUUGUGCAUUUAACUAAUUUAUGUGCGGGUGUACCUGUCUGUGUCAAAGAUAUUUAUUGUAUAUAUUUUUUGUGAAUCUAUUAUCUGAUUAAGUUUAGUGUAUACAGGUGUUUACUUCAGGUGACAGAAAGGUGCAUCUGCCUCGGAUUUUCAAUUUUUAAUUCUAUAUAUUCUGUAUUUAACUAUGCAUUUGUAAGAAAUUUAUUCGCUUCUUUGUGACCGACUAUUUAAAACUGACAAAUUCAUAUAUCAGAGUAUAUAAUUUAUCUAUAUUUUAUUGAAAUUAUAUAUAUCAACUGUUCAGUUCAAGGUGAGUCAACGAACGAACAGCAAUGCAAGGAACAUCCUGCUGUUUUUUUUUUAAAUUCAUAUUCUUUAAAUAUUACAAUUUUAUGUAAAACAAAUAUUGUUUAACGAAACACAAAAUAAUAGUUAUUUUAACAAAUGAUAUUAAAUUUAAUGUAAUAUUUUAAUUUCAUUCUUAAAUAUAUUUCUGUCAUUUUUUUAGUACAGAAUAAAAAUAAGUUCUGAACAAUAGUCAAUCAGUAAAUAACAAAUUAUUUAGAUUUAAAAUAUCUAUUUAAUACUUAACUAUUUAAUAAUUAGGAUAUUUAUAUUUUUUAUUAUUAAAAAUAAUAUUUUUAAUAAUAUUUCGCAUAAAAACGUAUUGCAAUAUAUAUAUAUAUAUAUAUAUAUACUUAUAAUUGUUAAAAUUAAUUGUUGUAAUUGUAAAACGUGAAAUAUUCAUGUUGAUCAUUAUAAUAUUUUCAAAAGACAAUUUGUAAAAGAAUAUUACUUUCAUUAGAACUUAAAUAAUGGCAAAGCUAAUGAUAUUCCCAUGUCAUCAUAAUUAAGGUUAGAGAUAUUAUACGCUGUUAAGCGUUAAAUAUAUUCUUCAUCUAUACUUUCGAGCUUGCUCUAAAUAGCGUACUGGAAUCUCCCGGCGAUUUGAAACGCAUCUACGCAUUCCGUUCCGAGUGACAAGUACCUGGAAACCGAGACGCCAGUUAUCUCGUGAAUAAUUUUCGUAACUAGUCAUAAUAAUGCUAAUAAAGAUCUUUGUAUUUACAGUAAGACUUAGAAUAUUCAUUUAUAUAUUAAAAAAAAUAAAAAAAGAAAUAAUAAUAGAAAAUUUGAUAAAUUAAUUAAAAAAAUUUUGUUAUUCAUGUUAAUAAUUAAUAUGUAACUGAAAAUAUUAUAUGCAAUAUUAAAUUUAAAUGCAAUUAGUUAAUUAUUUUAUAAUCUUUUUAUACAUAAAAAAUUAUAAAUACAAACAUGUUCUAAAUGAUCGAAAAAUUAAUUGAUAUUAACGUAUAUGUUAAUAUUUAUUACCAAUAAAUUGAUGCAAAAUAUAUAUGUAUAUGAUA
This is a messenger RNA of Apis cerana (Asiatic honeybee), 2908 nucleotides long. RefSeq lists its product as uncharacterized. Gene Ontology annotation, molecular function: DNA binding. Gene Ontology annotation, cellular component: transcription regulator complex; nucleus. The record is from RefSeq and is a predicted model, not a curated record. Gene Ontology annotation, biological process: regulation of transcription by RNA polymerase II. NCBI's taxonomy places the organism in Eukaryota, Metazoa, Arthropoda, Insecta, Hymenoptera, Apidae.